Rotaria sp. Silwood1 is the source of this 294-nucleotide messenger RNA. NCBI's taxonomy places the organism in Eukaryota, Metazoa, Rotifera, Eurotatoria, Philodinida, Philodinidae. The record is from the annotation of a GenBank genome assembly.
AUGCUCAGCGACACGGUGUAUUUAGUUUAUGGUAAAGAAGAAAGAAUACAAUUAUGGUAUUAUAUUCUUGUUCCUAUUAACAAAUUUGCCGAAAUAAAAGCCAAUCGACAAAUGUCAAUAAGCGAUAUUAAAAAAAUUGGUCGCAUGAUUGAAUAUCUCAAUAAUCGAGAUCAAAAUAAACAAAUGUCUGGAUUGGAAAUUGAACCACCCAAAAUAUUUCAGAAAUGGAUUGCAGAACAUUAUAGUAAGAAAAAGGCAAUGGCUUUAAUUUAUUUUCAUGGUGAAGUAGAUUAA